Mycena indigotica is the source of this 1491-nucleotide messenger RNA. Its product is annotated as NADH dehydrogenase [ubiquinone] flavoprotein 1, mitochondrial. Lineage: Eukaryota; Fungi; Basidiomycota; Agaricomycetes; Agaricales; Mycenaceae. Gene Ontology annotation, molecular function: 4 iron, 4 sulfur cluster binding; NAD binding; FMN binding. Bases 1 to 1491 code for a protein of 496 amino acids. The record is from RefSeq and is a predicted model, not a curated record. The transcript has 3 exons.
AUGCUCGCGUCGUCGUCGUCGUCGCGUGUGUCGGCACUCCGUUAUACUAGCCGACUGCGCGGUCUGGCAACUAUAGCGGAAGCUCCUGUGCGGCGCUAUGGGGGACUCAAAGACCAAGACCGCAUCUUCACCAACGCGUAUUGUCGACAUGACCAUGGAAUCAAGGGGGCCAAAUCCCGCGGCGACUGGCAUCGAACGAAAGAUAUAUUGCUCAAGGGCGACUCUUGGAUUAUCCAGACCAUCAAGGAUUCGGGUUUGCGAGGUCGCGGUGGAGCUGGAUUCCCAAGUGGACUGAAGUGGAGUUUUAUGAAUAAGCCCAAUUGGCAGGCAGAUAAGAGACCGAGAUAUCUGGUCGUCAACGCUGACGAAGGCGAACCGGGAACUUGCAAGGACAGAGAAAUUCUACGUGGCGACCCGCACAAACUUGUUGAGGGCUGUCUUGUAGCUGGCAGAGGGAUGAACGCCAGCGCCGCGUAUAUCUAUAUCCGUGGAGAGUUUGUGCAAGAGGCCGCUCAUCUUAACCAGGCCAUAGCAGAAGCCUACAAAGACGGUCUCCUUGGACCAAAUGCAUGCGGUAGUGGCUACUCCUUCGAUGUUUACGUUCACCGUGGCGCCGGAGCGUAUAUCUGCGGCGAGGAGACUGCACUCAUAGAGAGUAUCGAGGGCAAGCAGGGCAAGCCUCGUCUCAAGCCUCCCUUUCCCGCUGACGUUGGUCUUUUCGGCUGUCCGACCACGGUGGCCAACGUUGAGACGGUAGCAGUUGCGCCUACGAUCUGUAGACGUGGUGCUUCUUGGUUUGCAGGAUUUGGGCGAGAGCGCAACCAAGGCACCAAGUUAUUCUGCAUCAGUGGCCACGUUAACAACCCCUGCGUUGUCGAAGAGGAAAUGAGUAUUCCACUUCGAGAGCUCAUUGAAAAGCACUGUGGGGGUAUCCGUGGGGGAUGGGACAAUUUACUCGGCAUCAUUCCUGGCGGCUGCUCAGUUCCCGUACUUCCAAUCCAAAAAUGCAACGAGGUUCUUAUGGACUACGAUUCACUCAAGGAUGCCCAAUCUGGUCUAGGAACCGGGGCAGUUAUCGUCAUGGACAAGUCGACUGAUAUCGUUGCUGCCAUUGCACGGUUCUCUUCAUUCUACAAGCACGAAUCCUGCGGUCAAUGUACACCUUGCCGUGAAGGGACAACUUGGAUGAUGAAUAUGAUGAAUCGGAUGGUGGAGGGACGCGGUCACAAACGGGAAAUUGAUAUGCUUUUAGAACUGACCAAACAAGUCGAAGGGCGGACUAUCUGUGCAUUGGGCGAUGCAGCAGCUUGGCCGAUCCAGGGUUUGAUGCGUCACUUUAGACCACAGGUCGAAGCUCGCAUUGAUGCUUUCCGCACUCAACACGGUUCUGUGGGUUUUGGUGGUCACCUUGCGAGUGAAGUUGAUGAUACUCUCGCACUUCCGGAUAAUCUUGGUGUUAGACUUCCCGUGGAUGCGCCAGCCAUUGUGUAG